UGAUGAUUCAUUCAAUCGAUUCCAGUUGUGUAUUUAAUCAAUGAAUGAUGCACCUCCCUUCUUCCUGGAUUUUAUCAUACUGGGGCGUUUGAGAGAUAGAACGAGAACUGUCAAAAUGUCAUCCAAAUGAAUGAAAACACAAAAAAAAAAAAUGUUAAACUAGUUAUAAAAUUAUUCCCAAAGCAACCAAGACAACUAAAAAUGCAAUAAAUAAUUCAAAUGGUUUUGUUUGAAUUUUUUAAAGCAAUUCUCCAAAGUGUCAAUACGCGUACCGCACAAUCAUCCGCUUUAUCGAUGUGAAAAAUGGCUGUAUCAAUCGAAAUCAAAUUGAAUCGACCGAAUAAAAUCUACUAUGAAAACGAAUCGAUAAGUGGUCUAUUGCAAAUACAUUGUCCAACAGAGACAAAACACGAUGGUAUUGUAGUGGCACUGGAUGGCAUGGUGAAUUUAAGAGGCAUUAAACCAUUUCAAUUGCUUAGCAAUUGCAUUCAAUUGGCCGGUGCUGGCAAAUUGUCGCAAGGUUUCAGUGAAUUGGCGUUUGAAUUUGAGCUUAAAUGUGUCAAAGAGAUUCUCUACGAAACAUAUCAUGGCGUUUUCAUCAACAUUAAUUAUAUGAUUAAAUGUGAGAUAAAACGCAGUUUUCUCGCGAAAACUAUCGCUAAAUCGCAACAAUUUGUUAUACAGUAUAAGCCACAGCCAAAGUUGCCGCCAAACAAUAAAUCCAAGUGCGAACAAGCCAACGUCACAUUUACGAUAAGCCCUGAAACGCUACAAAAAACUGGCAAAGAACGUAUAUCCAUUCCAAGAUUUUUAAUUACUGGAUCAUUGGAUGCGGUCGAUUGCUGCAUAUCCAAACCAUUUACCGGCCAUUUGACCAUCCAACACACCGAAGUGGCUAUCAAAUCCAUAGACUUGCAACUCUUGCGAAUUGAAACGUGCGGCAGUACUGAGGGUUAUUCACGUGAUGCCACCGAAGUUCAGACCAUUCAAUUGGCCGACGGAAAUGUUUGCCCAAAACUAGAAAUUCCAAUUAAUUUUUUAUUCCCAAGACUGUUUACGUGUCCAACACUUAUAUCGAAAAACUUUAAAAUCGAAUUCGAGUUGAAUUUAUUUGUUAUAUUCCAAGAUGAAUAUUUAGUAACGGAAAACUUUCCAAUUGUUUUGCAUCGGUUCAAUUAGAAGAAGUUAGAGCAUAGCAAUCAGUUUUUUUUAUAUAAAUUAAAAUGCAUUACAGCAAGAAGAAGAAGAAGAAGAAGAAGAAGAAGAAGAAAACACACAGACAGAAGCAAACAUAUUGUGUGUAAUGUAAAUUUAUAGAGCAAUAUAUGCUUUUAUUAUUAUUACAAAUAAACAUAGCAAAUUUCAA
This is a messenger RNA of Sitodiplosis mosellana (orange wheat blossom midge), 1366 nucleotides long. Its product is annotated as vacuolar protein sorting-associated protein 26C. Gene Ontology annotation, biological process: intracellular protein transport. The record is from RefSeq and is a predicted model, not a curated record. Gene Ontology annotation, cellular component: endosome. Bases 304 to 1179 code for a protein of 291 amino acids. The transcript has 4 exons. NCBI's taxonomy places the organism in Eukaryota, Metazoa, Arthropoda, Insecta, Diptera, Cecidomyiidae.